Molecule: messenger RNA, 771 nt
Organism: Catharus ustulatus (Swainson's thrush)
Lineage: Eukaryota; Metazoa; Chordata; Aves; Passeriformes; Turdidae
Product: pulmonary surfactant-associated protein A-like
Exons: 3
Coding region: 11-589 (192 amino acids)
Source: RefSeq, a predicted model, not a curated record
CUGAGAAAUCAUGUUGUCUCACUCGUCCUCCAUCCUCAUAGCCCUGGCUGCUUUGUUAAUGACUUGCCAUGCAUUGAGUAUAUGUCCAGGAAUUUCUGGGAUACCUGGUAUCCCUGGAAGAGAUGGUCUUAAAGGUCUGCCUGACUCCCUGCCCACCGAACGCCACACUGCUUUAGCGAGUUUGAAACACCGGCUGCUCCGACUCGAGGCUGUGCUCGCUUUGAAUGGGAAAAUAAGAAAAGUAGGAAAGAAAAUGCUUGCCAGCAACGGGAAGAACGUCGACUUUGCAUCUGCACUACAAUCCUGUGAGGAGGUUGGAGGAACUCUUGCAGCUCCCAAGAACGAGGAGGAGAAUAAAGCCAUUAUGGACAUUGUGAAACAGUAUAACCAAUACGCUUACUUGGGCAUUAGAGAGGGGGAGACUUCAGGGCAGUUUCAGUAUAUAAAUGGCAUGCCUCUGAAUUACAGCAACUGGCACCAGCAUGAGCCUGAUGGUCAAGGGAAGGAGAAAUGUGUGGAGAUGUACACUGAUGGCACCUGGAAUGACAAGAAGUGCAACAUGUAUCGUCUCACAAUCUGCGAAUUCUAGAACGGCCUUUCAGCCACUUCAGAGCAGGGAGAGAGUGAAGUGUCUGUGUUUCAGGCUGAUUAAGUUUCUGCAGUUUCUCUGUAUCCUAAAAUAUAAAAUGAAUCAUAUUGUGAUAUUUUUUAGCCUUGGGAAAAUGCCAAAUGUGCUCAGUGAUUAACGUGAUUAAAAUGUGCCUGAACUGA